This is a messenger RNA of Anopheles coustani, 7854 nucleotides long. RefSeq lists its product as uncharacterized. Gene Ontology annotation, molecular function: protein binding. The coding region runs from base 1 to 5550 and encodes 1849 amino acids. Gene Ontology annotation, biological process: establishment of mitotic spindle orientation; regulation of establishment of bipolar cell polarity; signal transduction. Gene Ontology annotation, cellular component: spindle. The transcript has 11 exons. NCBI's taxonomy places the organism in Eukaryota, Metazoa, Arthropoda, Insecta, Diptera, Culicidae. The record is from RefSeq and is a predicted model, not a curated record.
AUGGAUGAGUGGGGCAGUAAAGUCAGCAGUUCCCGCGAAUCCUCUGAAAAGUCGUUCUACGAACGGAACGGCAUCGCCGCCGACGGAUGUUACUCGAAUGCGGUUUUCAACGACAGCAGUGACACGCUCGGAGACGAGGAGGAGAUGGCGGCUGUCAUCGGCGGGGGCCGUACUCCCGUCGGCAACGAUCCGUCACGCUCAGGCAUCGGCAACGUCCAGCAACCGUUCCGUCGGAGCCAUUCGAUGCGAUCGUCAUUCAAUUCGCUGCGCAGCCUUCGAACUCGACUGAAGCCAAGCGCUUCCGGUGGUUCCGGUCGGAUCGUUCCCGUAAACUACUCGCAUCUGCCAGCGGUCGGUGAUUUGGCCCAGUCCUCUCCGGUCGGUGCCGGGAGAAGUAACAGCAGCAGCAGCAGCAGCAGCCUCAGCAGCAAAAGCGGAAGUGGCAUUCUGCGGAACGCGAGUUUUUCCCGCCCGAACCAUGACGAUGUGCGGCGCAGUUUGCGCCACAAGCUGCACAAGCUGAAGCUCACCUACACCGAGCUGCGUCGGCUGCACGCGAAGGUCCUCCAGGAGAAGCGUACCGUCGACGAGGAAGCGGACGAUGGUCCGCCGGUUCCGAGUCUUCCGGCGAACGUUCCGCCCAAAGCGGCCGCCUUGCUGAUGGAGGGUUUCUGUCGCUCGACGACCGUCCAGAGCUCGCUGAAAGUGCACCGACGACCACCGACCGACGCCACCGUCACGCCACUCGCCCGCUCCCAGUCGGUGCGGGACAAGGAAAACCGACCAGAAGACAUUCCGAGUGGGCAGCAGCUCAAGUUGACUGUUGUUAGGAAACAGCCAACCACCUUCGCCAAUCCUUCUGCCGCGAAACCCACCGUCGUCGGUGGAACUCCACCGGAGCAGGAGCAGCAAGGACAUCUCCCCGUUGUUCAGGAGCGACCGACGGUGACAGAACCGACACACCAGCAGCAACGUCCGGCUUCGCUCACCGUCACGCGAACGGCCACCAUACGGAAAGGUUCCGUGUGGGCGAACAAUAGCACCAAGAUAAGCCUGCCGGAUCUGGUCACGCGGUCCCUGUCGAACCUAGAGUUUCCGAGUUGUCGCCUCACCUGCCCGACAAUCCCCUGCCCAGGCUCCGGUGUGUCAUCACCCCGCCAAAAGUCCUGCGACGGCUCCACCAACUCGCUGGCCACGAUCGAGACGCAAACCGGGACCGCAUCCGCUCAAUCACUCCCCAGCGCCGUACAUCAGCAGGGAGUCGGCUCCCAAAACGUGACCGUUGUGUACGAAAAUGAAACCGAUCGUCGAAAGCUGGCCGGUUCCCUGCCGUCGGUAACGUCGUCCGCACUCGAUCGCAUCUCGAGCGUAAGCUCACCGAACCUCUCAAGCGUAUCGGCUACAACUACCGGCCCGAGGAUGGAAUACCUCCUACCGCACCAGCAACAUCCGCCCGGUGCGGAACACCAGGAACCGUCGGUGCACGUACCGAAGCGCCACCUGUCGCCGAAGAUCGGCAAGAAAACGCGUCACCUCUCGACCAGCUCGGUGGACGAGGCGUCCGAUGGAGGAGGCGGUGUAGGUGGGCACCAUCACCGCAAGCCGACCGCAAACCACGCCAGCAGCGCCAACGGGGAAGCGGAGCGGAACGCCCGGAACGCACAGCACUUGCUGCUGCUGCGCUCGAACCGACUGACCGUGAGCGACAAUCAUAAUUUGAGCGGGCCGGGUGGUGUGACGGUCACCAACUCCGUCGACGUGCUGGCGGUGCACAACGCCAAGAGUGUGUCCCCGCUGCCCCCGUACCAGUCACAGCAGUCCCCGCAAGCGGCCACGAUCGCCCCUCCGUCGUACUGGAAGCAGAAGAAGCAGCCGACGAAGAAGCAGCACAAGCAGCUGCAGGCACAGUUGGACAAACUGACCCAAAUUAACAUCCAUCUGCACGCUCUUUUCUCGGCCGUCGAACAUGGACACCUGGAAAAGGCACGCACCAUCCUGGAGAGCACGGACGUGGAUGUUAACAGCCUCAACAGUGACGGCCUCACGCCACUGGACGUGGCCGUGCUCAGCAAUAACCGAUCGAUGACCAAGAUGCUGCUGCAGCAGGGCGCCAUCGAGAACGCGCACUCGGUGCAAGCGGCCAACAGCAACAUGGGACUGCAUCUGAACAAUCUGCUCUGCGAAGCCGAAGCGACCGUGCACGAGCUGGGAAACUUCGACACCAAUCAGGCGAGCGCGACCGGCAACGAGCGAACCGGGUCCGGAACCAACGCCGGCAAAACAUCCUUCUCAAAUAUCAUCGGCAGCAGUGGGCCAUCGGUGACUAGCUGCACCGGCAACGAGAUCGACAAGCAAGUCGGACUGUGGGAACGGCGUGUCAAGGGCCUCCGGCGGAUGAUACUCGGCUGGGAGCAAACCAAACCGCCCGACGUGCCGAACCGGAUCGAUAUCGACGUCACCGGGUGCAGUGCGGUCAGCUUGCGGUUGUACGAACCGCUGGAAGGUGCCAUAACGACCAAAUUCAAAGUGCAAUGGUCUUCCCGGUCGGACUUCAGCAACGUGGUGGGCGAGCGGGAGAUCAGCGAAUGGUGCAGCUUCCACGGGUGCAUGGGCGCGGUCUGCAAUCUGAACGAGCUGAUACAGGGCCGGCGAUACUUCUUCCGGGCGUGCGCCGGCAACGUGAAGGGCUGGGGACCGUACAAACUAUCCGUCCCGAACUGUGUCGUGCCGUCGAGUUGGCGUGAUGUGGAGGGACGCGACAACCGAUUCGCCGGCAAGCAGCGCAAUCUGGACGAGCUGUUCAACGCGGUCCGGCUGGCACGGCCCGAGGACGCGUCCGAGAUCGCCCUGGACAGUACCGGGCAGCAGCAGAAGCGAGCGACGAAGAAGAAAACCACCAUCAAGCAGCUCUUCUCGGCGGCUUCCAAAUUUCAGAAAAAUCUCAAACGAGGAAUUUACUUAGCCUGCGUCCUGUACCACGAGGAUAAACUACUGCUCACCAACGAAGACUUUGUGCCGGUAAUUGAGAUUGAUGAAACCUUCACCAGCAAUCUGCACACAGAUUUCUACUGGCUGAUGAAGGUGGCCUGCACUUGGGACGACGUGAAACUGCUACGGAUGGACAUGGAACGGAACGCCUCGUCGGCGAUACACUUCCGCACGAAGCUCCUGUCGGCCGCCUGUCAGAUGCAGUCCGCCCUUUCGAUUACCGACCUCGGCCAACUGUUCUACCGACCCCUGCGGGACGUGCACGGUACCGUUGUGCUGUCCUGUGUUAACUGUAUUAAGAGUCCUAAAGCGGUAUCGGUGCUAAACUCCCGUUGGAUACCGCUGAACAAGAUCCACAAGAAGCUGGCCCUCUCGACGGAGGACAGCAGUAUCAACGAAAUACUGAUGAACUCGAUCCAGGAGCAGAUCAACUACCAUCAGGUCUCCAACAUACGGCUCUCCCGGGGGUUGUACGUCGGGUACCUGAAGAUGCAGAGCUCGGUGGAUGUGAUACAGGUGGUGGUACCGGUGAAGACGCCCAACGUACUGCCGCACUGCAAAAUCCGUGACAAUCCUCAUGUGUCUGCAGAAGAGUGGGAAUUGAUAAAACAGCACAAACCAUCCAGCAUAUUGGAGUUCCGACCAAAGCACCAAGGACCGACGGAGGUACAGUUGCACUUUCUCGAGAUGCUCACCAAAGCCGUGCACAAUCUGUUCCAGUAUAUGGAUAUUCCGGUGGAUGUGGCGGUUGCGCAUCGACUGUACGACAUCGAGGUGAUCGAGCUGAACAGCGACGUCAGCUUCCUUAUUAUCUGUCCUCCGGCCGAGAGUAGCUGUGCGGUACCGGGUCAGAAGGAGAGUUUACUGCAACGGGGUGACCUGCUGUCAAUGCCCAUCCAGGCGUUCGAGAUGAUCCACCUCAAGACGUACCAGGGUAGCAUUAUUCAGAAGUACUCGAGGUUGUCCUGCAUCCUGGAACUUGACACGAUGCUAGCGAACCACCUGCACCGUGAAGCAUUCAGCAGUUCCGAGUUGCAGAAGGCGAAAGAUCGACUGGCGAAGCUUCAGGAGCUAUCCGGGGGGCUGAACACGAUCUGGAAGGGGGUCCGGUGGCUGAUGGAUGUGAUCGGGUAUGCACGUGAUCGAGCCAACAUGCCGGAGUUGAAUAUGAAGCAAAUACUGGACUACAAGAGCACCUACUUUGGCAAGCUACCGAAGGGUGGCGGGGACAAGAAGAAAGGCGGCAGUGAAUCGCAGCUGCUUCAUCCGCCCGGAAACGCAGGCCCGAAUAGUUUCCACAAAAGCAGCCCGGGACGAGGGUCGUGGCCAGGCCCGGCGGUGGAACACACACUCGGCCAUAACGGGCUGCUCGACGCGGAAUACUCCAAAUCGGAGCAGCUGCUCAAAUACAAUAGUGCGCGCUUUCUGAACGUAAGCCAGGCGGGGUCGCGUAAAAACAGUGCCGAUUCUGGGUCCGGUGCCACUCACAGUAGUUACUAUUCGGUGACGGGUGUGGAGCCCGAGAAGGAGUUUGCCGUGGUACAGCGGUUGCCACCGUCACGCUCCGAAGACACGCUCAAUAGCUCCUCGCAUCAUCAUCAUCUUCAUCAUCAUUCGUCCGAUGGUAAAACAGGUGGACCAGGUGGGAUGGGUGGCACCGGUGGCAGUGGUGGAAAGAAAAACCGCCCACCGACCAUUUACUCCAGUUACUCGGCCACGUCUAGUCCACUGCUGAACGUUCGCUCGCCGUUUCUAGUACCGAUGGUUCCCGCGACGACGACCACCACCCCGAUAACAACGCCUAUCGAGGACGUAGAAAACACCAAUCGACAGCUGCCAAGCAGUAGCACGAGUGCUCCAGCACCCCAGCCUUCCGGACCGUUGAAACUGUUUGCGAAGAAAAGUCGCGAUCAGGCACUCAAAGCGAUCAACUUCAUCGAGCGUGAGCUGCAGCAGGAAAUGGAGAUCUUCGAGGAAACGAAACCGAUCCUCACGACAACGUACCUUAAGCCGACGCUCGCCGCACUGCAGAACGAGGCCAAAUCGUACCAACCAGUGGAACCGGAGCGUGAACCGGUAACGAUCGUAACGACGACGUCAGACUCUACCACAUCCGGUGCGUCGUAUGCAACGGUUCCCGAUCAGCCACCGGCCGAAGGUGCCCCGGCAGAAGCUACCAGUGGUGCUGCCGGGACGAUUGUAUCUACCGCCACCAGUAUCCUGCAGGUUUACGCCGCUUACGAAACGGGCCUUCCGAGUGGGACCUCCCUAAAGCUGCGUGUCACACCCAAAACGAGCGCCCGGGAGGUGAUCGACCUGGUCGUCAAGCAGCUCAACAUGGCCGUAGUGCUAAAAGGACGCGAAGGACCGAUCUACACACCCGAGCGGUUAGAUAAUUUCUGCCUGGUCGCGGUGAUCGGAGCCCGGGAGCGUUGCUUACGGGACGACUUUAGACCGCUGCAACUGCAAAAUCCCUGGCGCAAAGGACGACUGUACGUACGCCAGAAACAUGACCUGCUGGCCGCCAUCGAACACUCCAACCGCGACUCGGCGGACAUCUGAAUCGAAACGACCCAUGACAAAAGCAAAUGAUAACGAUGAUGUGAUAAUUCAAACGUUGGAUUGAUUAAGUUUUUCCCCAGUUCCCCCCAGCGGGUUGUUGUUUGAAGCCUUUGUUAUGCCCGCAGCGUGCGCUUAAUCAUUGUAGAGGGAAUGUCUCUCAUGUUUGUAAAUUAUUUGCACUCUUCUGUACAUUAUGUAAAGCUGUACCGAACGUACGGUCGUAAGGAAAUCCGUGUUUGGCGUUAAGGUUAAAGGUUGCGUGAGGGGACAAAACACAAAAAAGCAUUCGAAGGCAUUACAAAGGGAGGUCUUUCUGUUUUAUUGUUUCUGUUUGUACUUUACAAAAUUACUAUCGGUAGAAAUAGCAGUAGCUCGAUGAGAAUCAUGUAAGCAAACGAAUACAGAAAACGAAAUGCAGCAUGCACCACGUGCGCACUUAGACAUCAAAGUGAAGUAGGAAACCCAAUUUUGAAUAUGCAAAAGAAAAUAUAUUUAGCUACGUGUGGCAAGGAGAAAAAUACCAAAAAGAAUCAAAUCGAAUCAAACCGAUCCUUCAAAAUGGAACAUUUUAUCGUAACAAUUCUCCCCCGAUAGCUUGUAGCGUUUAGCGUUUAGGUAACAACGGUGGCCAACCGCCACCGGUAAUCUUGUUGUAUAGGAACGAAACACCCGUAAUACUUGACACGAAUGAAUGCUAGACUGUGGAAACUAGACUGUUAAAUGGGCGCAAAAGGGCAUGCGUCCAGUUAUGUUGGACGACAGUCUCUGGUGGGACAUGCCCGCGUGACUAUGGAAAAUCAAUUACUCUCAACUGAAAAAUGAUAGAUGUGUUGUUUUGUUUUUUCCUUUUAUACAGAGCGUACACGAGCCUUGGUUGAGGGAUAGGCUCCGAGGGCUAGCAAAUGUUAAUGCUGUAGAAUGCUUAGGAGAAAAACUAGUGCGUAAUCAGAUUAGACACAAACACAGCCCGGGAAAAGAUUCAAAUCGUUUUAAAACAUAAAAAGGCACAGGAAGAGUAAGCAUGACAGGUCCACGAUGGAGCAGCUGUGUUUUGGAACGGAAACAUUAAGCAGAUGCGUUGCGUUUUGCAUUGAAAUAACGAUCUCACUAAAUGGCAGGAUGAUGGUGACGAAGAUGGCUCAUAUUUGGCCAUUGAUGUCUUGCCUAAUGUCCCUUGAGUAGAACGAUUUUAUCUCAACCCCAUACGCGAGAAGAAUUUUAAUCGAAACCUAAACACACACGAUAGAGGCACACUACUAAAACCACAGUUUUAAACUAUCUCAACCACAAUACCAAUAGUAUCGAGCUUAGAACACUUUACCAUUUUUAGAACGUUGCAUUCUGGAGGAAAACUAUAAGUUUCCAGAAGAGAGUUUCAAGACCAGUUUCAAACCAAACCACAUCCGUUUUGCGCCACACAUCAGUUUUCCGAGUUAAGAAGUCUCCCAUUAUCAACUCCUCGUAGAUAGAACAAUUGUAAAAGAACGAUCCGCACUUUAUAUUUGAUGAGCCAUAGACAUUCAAUACACGCCCAUCCAAGGAAGCGACGGAACAGCCAGGGAUGGGUUGAAAAGGAUAUAGCGCACGAUAUUUCUUUAACGAUAAAUAUAUUUUUUAGAUGCAAUUUCUACCAAUUUUACACAAUAAUUAAGGUAACGUAGUUUUGGUUGGAAUUGCCACAGUUUGAAAAUGGGGAAAAAGUUGCAAAAACAUUAGUAUCAAAAGAACCAACCGGGAGCACAGUUCGUUGCAUCCCCAACAUCCACUCCAUACACCAAUUUGUACUACAGUAUAGAAGAAAGAUAGUUUCAAUGGUAUUGAAUAUGAUAUUAUUGAACAAAAUUUAUAUUCCUAACGUUUUUUGUUUGUAUCGGCAAAUGGAUUAUCCUUAAAUCCGAUGGAUUAUCCUUAAAUUUAUAUUCCUAACGUUUUUUGUUUGUAUCGGCAAAUGGAUUAUCCUUAAAUGCCAUGCCCCAAACGAUCUCAAAACCAGCGUUGAACAAUGGCAUUCAAAAUGAUCGUUCACAUAAUGGUGAGCUUGUCCUAGAUUUUCACAUUCACCUGCUACGACACAAUCAAGCGAUUGUUCUUGUUCCUGUAAUUGAACUAAAAUAGAAUUGGGUUGGAGUAUCACUGAAGACAGCUAGGGGGCUAGGCGAGUAGAAUAUUUAGGAGACAUGCAAGUAUGUAAUUAGAAUUCCUCGUUCCCAACCCCGUCCGUCGUCGAGUUCACAAGGACACGACCCAUUGGAGGGAUUCCAUGCAAAAAAAAAACCAACAAAAACAUCCAAACAACGUGCAGCA